Lucilia sericata (common green bottle fly) is the source of this 1089-nucleotide messenger RNA. RefSeq names its product protein crossbronx (gene peo). The transcript has 4 exons. The record is from RefSeq and is a predicted model, not a curated record. Bases 150 to 878 code for a protein of 242 amino acids. NCBI's taxonomy places the organism in Eukaryota, Metazoa, Arthropoda, Insecta, Diptera, Calliphoridae.
UCAAAUUCCCAGCUGUUUUGUAAUAUUUGUUUUAUUAUUUUUUUGUUUUGUUGCUUUUACAAUAAAAUAACAAUAAUUAGUAAAAGUUUUAUUUAUAAUUUGCGUGAAAUAUUUAAAAAAAAGUAUACAUUUUAGUUUGUUUUAAAUAAAUGUUAGACAAAAUGUCCUUAGAUGUGAAUAGAGCCGAUGAGAAAAUUUUAACCAGCAUACAGCAGGAGUAUAAAAUUUUAGCAGAAUAUAAAAUGGUUGAAUCUGAAAAGAUAGGCGGCAUGUAUGUUAUUCCUUCUUUUGGCAAUUCGCUGUUAUGGUAUGGUGUAAUAUUUGUAAGAACUGGAUUCUAUGACCAAGGCGUAUUUCGCUUCAAUAUACUUUUACCCGACAAAUUUCCAGAGGACAAAACCGUACCGACCGUUAUUUUUCAAAAUGAAAUCUUCCAUCCCUUAAUAUGUCCGUUCACCGGCACUCUCGAUCUAUCACAUGCCUUUCCACACUGGCGUUGUGGUGAAGAUCAUAUAUGGCAACUUUUAAAGUACAUACAAGCAAUAUUCAAUGAUCCUGUAGACUGUAUACGUGUAAAUUCGGCAACCACUAUAAAAUGGCAAAAUAAUGAGGCGGUAGAAUUAUUAACCCAAAAUCGUGCGGGUUAUAUAGCACGAGCAAAAGAAUGUGUUGCUAGCAGUAAAGAACAUGUAUAUGAUGCACCGCCUACCGAUGAUCCCCACUACAUAUCAUUUGAAGAAUUCAACGAUGAAAUACAUGGAGCAAUUAAAGAACGCAUUAGAGAGGGUAAGGAACCAUCUGCUAAUACAAAUAACACACAAGCUAAAGGUCUAUCGUGGGUAAAAGAAGGCGAAUACACUCCUUUGAGCAUGGAAUAGUAUAAAAUAUUUUACUUUAUUUACAAUUCAUAAUAUUCCUUUACAAUUUUUAAUCAUUUAACAAUAUAUGUUUGUAGUAUAUUAUUAAUAUUAGUAUAGAAAAAAAAUUUUUUUGUUCAUUAUUGUAUUUCUUUAUUAGAGUUUAUACCAUAACGUUGUGUAUUGACGAUCCAAUCAUUUUGUAAUAAAAGUUUUUUACCUUUCCACCAAA